Molecule: messenger RNA, 1512 nt
Organism: Actinia tenebrosa (Australian red waratah sea anemone)
Lineage: Eukaryota; Metazoa; Cnidaria; Anthozoa; Actiniaria; Actiniidae
Product: kelch domain-containing protein 9-like
Molecular function (GO): cyclin binding
Source: RefSeq, a predicted model, not a curated record
CAUAAACCAAGAUCAUAUACAUCUCUAGCCACGCCAAAUGUAAAUAGAUGAGGUAACACUAGAUCUUUAGAAGUAUGCAGUGGAUUGGGCUACCUUUAUAAUAUCCCGCGGGAUAGAACCGGGAUGUGGGAUUUUAAAAUCCAAGAUGGCGGACGACAUUGAUAUUUUUUAGCUCCAAGUUUGCCAUGGAUUUUUCUGUCGUCACAACUAACGGACAAGCUCCUACGAAACGCGCAUACCAUUCUUGUUCAAUAAUUGGGAAUUCUCUGUUUAUUUUUGGUGGUAUAAGAGAUGAUAAGACUGUAUUAGAUGAUAUGUAUCGCUACGAUGUCGAGGAAAACUCCUGGAGUCAGGAAAGAACACCUUCGUCUACAAAUCCCGAAAAAUCUCGAAGUCUUCCAAAAGGAACACUAUGUACAGCUCCUUGUGUUAGCCAUCAUACUGCUACAGUAAUAAGAGAGAGAUACAUUAUUAUUAUAGGUGGUUGGAAUGGUAAGAAAAGAACAGCCGAAAUCUUUUGUUUUGAUACUCACAACACAACAUGGCGUCGAAUUCUUGAGAGUGGAGACGUCCCAGUCGGAUUGAGCUCACAUUCUGCGURCCUUGUAUCACCCAAAGAUAUUCUUAUCUUAGGUAGAGAGGGUGGUGUUCGCACCCAAAGACGAUUCUCCGGUGCUUUUAACUUGGAUACUGAGACAGGACGAUACACUGAAGCACCUUUCCAUGCUGCUUCAAGAUCAGGCCAUAACGCUAACCUCAUUCACGUAAGAGGGAGCAGAGAAUGUUAUUUGUUCGUGUUUGGAGGUCGUAAGAGUGGAGGAUAUGAGCUACUGGGUCGAUGGAAUCGCACAGAAAAGCCCAUACAUUGUAUUCAACAAUCUAGAAUAGAGAAACUGCUUGCUAAAUGUAAAUCUUGUGACGAACCAGAUGGUAGACAGCAUAGCCAGUCUUUACUGAUGGGAGAGAAGUAUAUGAUAGUGUUCGGUGGCGAAAAGUGGAGUGGAGUAAGAGAGAACGUCACGAAUGAGGCUUUUAUUCUUGACUGUCAUAAAAUGGUCUGGUAUAAAAUACCAGUGAGUGACCAAAUACCCAAACUUGUUGGCCAUACCAUGUGUGGUGUCGCAGAUAGAAUAUUGGUGUUUGGUGGUUGCAACCAGAACAGGGCUUGCGACACUUUGUGGCAGGUCAACCUCUUGGAUUAGGUUCGAUCGUUUAGCGUGUCACGUGACUUCAGCCAAGAUGGCCAUGGAUGUUAGAUGGCCAAGGCAAAUUGCUCCUAACUUCGAAUUCUUUUCUUCAAAAGACUCCUAUAUUUACUGUUUACGAACAUCACCAAGAUGGCCGCCAUGUCUUCAUCACUCGACUCUCUUGGGAAUGAUUGCAAACCAUCUAUUGAUGGUUUUCAACGAUUCCCAAGAGAAUUAAAUAAAGAAGGACAAGGCGGCCAUGUUGGAGGAUAUAACAAUAGAAUUCAUUGACAACUUUUUAUUAAAGUCCUCCAACAUGGCCGAC